AUGGCCAGUGAACAAAUUUUCGCAUCUGGACCAGGGCCAUACUCUGAUAUUCCACCUAUCGAACAAUUAUUAUCGGUAUCUUCAAGAAGAAACUCGGUUCAUUCUUCAUCCAUUGGUGCAGGUAAUAUUCUGGAUUUAUUUCGUCCAGCAAAUUAUCAUGAUAAUGCUUCAACAAUUAGCGGAUUCCAAAGUGAUCAAGAGGAUGAAAUUGACCCACACGAUGCAAAUCAUCAAGGCCUAUACGGGUCAACACCAGGUGGACUGAGACCAACGAUCUCGACAUUAUCUCAAAAUUUGAGAAAUCCUGCAUUCAACACUGCUCAUGAACAACAAGGAUUAUUAGAGUCAUAUUCAGCUGGGAAUGAUUUUGUUCCUUCAAGACGUGCAUCUUUGGCCACUUUGAAAAGAAUGAGAUCACAUAGUACAAUCAAACAUGUUAUCAGUACUGGGUUUGUUCCUGAAGUUGAUACAACAUUAGGUGAAGAAGGUAAAAUUUUAGCCAAAUAUUCUGUUCCAUUAAUUAUUACAUUUUUAUUACAAUACUCUUUAAAUGUCGCUUCUGUUUUCAGUGUUGGUAGAAUAGGUAGUACAGAAUUGGCUGCUGUUUCAUUAGCUGGUAUGACGGCGAAUAUAACAGGGUAUUGUCUAUUCCAAGGUACAUCAACUUCAUUGGAUACUUUAUGUGCCCAAGCAUUCGGUCGUAAAGAUUAUAGAUCAGUUGGUUUACACUUUUUAAGAUGUACCAUAUUUUUAUUAUUAUUAUUCAUUCCAGUUGCAGGUGUUUGGAUCUUCUUAUCACAUCCAAUUUUAACAUUACUAGUGGAUGAUCCAUAUUUAGUUGACCUUGCGUCAACAUAUUUAGCCACAUUAGCAUUAGGUUUACCAGGUUUCAUUCUUUUUGAAAAUGGUAAACAUUAUUUGCAAAGUCAAAACAUUUUCCAUGCAUCAACGUAUGUUAUUUUAUUUGCAGCUCCAUUCAAUGCUGUCUUAAAUUAUUUGUUAGUUUGGGAUGAAAGAAUUGGAUUAGGUUUCAUCGGGGCACCAAUUGCUAUUGUUAUUACAAACUAUGUUAUGGCAAUUUUGUUAUUUUUAUACACCUAUUUUGUUGAUGGUUAUCAAUGUUGGUGUGGAUUUACUAAAGAUGGUUUGAAAAACUGGGGUAAAAUGUUAACAUUAUCAUAUAAUGGUUGUAUUGGUGUUAUCAGUGAAUGGUUAGCUUUUGAAUUGAUCACUUUAUCAACUGCUAAAUUUGGUACUGUCUAUUUAGCAUCUCAAUCUGUUAUCGCUACCAUUUGUGUCUUAUUGUACCAAGUUCCAUUUGCUAUCAGUAUUGCAGCUUCAACUAGAAUCGCCAAUUUUAUUGGUGCAGCAUCAAAAAAAUCAUCAGUCACAGCAUCUAAUGCUGCAAUCAUUGCAUCAAUCAUCGUUGGUUCUUUCACUGGUGCUUUACUAACAACUUUCAGAUCUCAAGUUGUUCAAUUGUUCACAAGUGAUGCAGAAGUUAUUGAAUUAUCAUCCAAAAUUAUUCCAUUAGCUGCUGCAUAUCAAAUCAAUGAUAGUUUAGCAGCUGUUACAGGUGGUAUUUUAAGAGGUCAAGGUCGUCAAAAACUAGCAGCUUAUCUUUCAUUAGUUGCAUAUUAUUUGAUUGCCUUACCAAUUGGGUUCACUUUAGCUUUUGUCGCAGGGCUAAGAUUAUUUGGUUUAUGGUGUGGUAUGUGUAUUGCGUUGUUGGUUGCAUCACUAUUACAAACAUACACAGUUGUCAAUUCAGAUUGGGACGAUAUUAUCGAAGAAAGUAUUAAGGAAGCUUUAGCUGAAGUUAAUUAUGCUAAUAAUGAUGCCAAUGAAGUCAGAUCAAUCAUUUCCCACAGUAUUCAUGAUAUUCAAGAAGAAGUUUAA
Hansenula ciferrii is the source of this 1899-nucleotide messenger RNA. RefSeq names its product MATE family efflux transporter. Gene Ontology annotation, biological process: xenobiotic detoxification by transmembrane export across the plasma membrane. The record is from RefSeq and is a predicted model, not a curated record. Bases 1 to 1899 code for a protein of 632 amino acids. The transcript has a single exon. Gene Ontology annotation, cellular component: membrane. Gene Ontology annotation, molecular function: antiporter activity; xenobiotic transmembrane transporter activity. Lineage: Eukaryota; Fungi; Ascomycota; Saccharomycetes; Phaffomycetales; Wickerhamomycetaceae.